AGUUGCCUCAUCAUGAUCAAAUAAAUGCUAAAAUUCCUGAAUAAACCCAUAUUUUGAUUUUUGAACGUUUUGAAUACAUUUAGUGACAUAAUUUGGAGUACCCUUUGUGUCUCUUGAGUGCAAUUUUAAAGUUUAAUUUGUGUGACCACAUGUCAGUGUCACAGUAACCUCAAAAUGCCAAAAGUGAAACCGGAGAAAAAAUCGCGUAUUCACGCCGCUGUGGCCAAACAAGGCAUCACAUUCAACAAGUCCUUCGGUCAGCACAUCCUCAAGAACCCCCUUGUCAUAACCUCAAUGUUGGACAAGGCGGCCCUUAAGCCCUCCGACACCGUCCUUGAAAUAGGCCCUGGGACCGGAAACUUGACUUUAAAGCUCCUCGAAAGUGUUAAACAGGUUGUCGCGUGUGAAAUUGACCAUCGACUGGUGGCAGAAUUGCAAAAAAGGGUCCAGAAUAGCCCUUUCAAGUCCAAACUCCAAAUCCUGAUUGGGGACGUUUUGAAGACAGAAUUGCCCUUUUUUAGCGUUUGCGUGGCUAAUAUCCCUUAUCAAAUCUCGUCACCUUUAGUGUUUAAGCUACUUUUGCACCGUCCGUUUUUUCGGUGUGCUGUUUUAAUGUUUCAAAAGGAAUUUGCCGAUCGGCUAGUUGCCGUCCCUGGAGACAAGCUCUACUGUCGGUUGUCUAUCAACACGCAGCUUCUGGCCCGUGUUGAUAUGUUGAUGAAAGUGGGGAAAAAUAAUUUUAGGCCCCCACCAAAGGUUGAGUCGGCUGUGGUUAGAAUUGAACCAAGGAAUCCACCGCCACCUAUUUCUUACACGGAGUGGGAUGGACUUACAAGAAUCGCAUUUUCGCGGAAAAAUAAAACUUUGGGAGCUGCUUUUAGACAAUCGGUGGUCUUGGCAACGCUUGAGAAGAAUUACAAGUCGUUUUGUAGUGUUAAUAAUAAAGAAAUACCCCCCGGUUUUAAUAUUAAGGAAAAAGUGGAGCAAGUCUUGAAACAAGUAGAAGGGGACCAAAAGCGGGCCCGCACAAUGGACAUUGAUGAUUUUAUGGUGUUAUUGCAUGCUUUUAAUAGUGAAGGAAUACAUUUUUCAUGAAAUAAA
Molecule: messenger RNA, 1101 nt
Organism: Tribolium castaneum (red flour beetle)
Lineage: Eukaryota; Metazoa; Arthropoda; Insecta; Coleoptera; Tenebrionidae
Exons: 2
Coding region: 175-1095 (306 amino acids)
Biological process (GO): rRNA methylation
Cellular component (GO): nucleolus
Molecular function (GO): rRNA (adenine-N6,N6-)-dimethyltransferase activity
Source: RefSeq, a predicted model, not a curated record